Molecule: messenger RNA, 1037 nt
Organism: Raphanus sativus (radish)
Lineage: Eukaryota; Viridiplantae; Streptophyta; Magnoliopsida; Brassicales; Brassicaceae
Exons: 6
Coding region: 110-748 (212 amino acids)
Molecular function (GO): RNA binding
Source: RefSeq, a predicted model, not a curated record
ACCAGAUUAAUAACUAAAGUCGAGUGACUGUGACUGACCUAGUUUCUAAAUCAUUAGAAGUGGAGUAAAAUAAAUCUUUAUCGCCUCUUGGAAACCUAGCGCAGUCGCCAUGGACGAAUCCGCCAUAAAAGGUCUGGAAUUGAAUGGUUGUGAGGCAGAGAUUCGAGAAAGCCGUAUUAGCAGGAUUGUGGUUGAGGGAUACGACACCUCUCUUCGUAGGGAAGAUGUCGAAGAGGCUUUGAGAAAACAUUUCGCUUCAUGUGGAAACAUAAUACAUGUUUAUGUUCCCAUUAACGAGGAAACUGAUAUUCCCAACAGAUUUUCCUUCAUUUAUGUUAACGGAGAAGACGAAGAAAAGGCGUUGAGGCUUGAUGGAAGCGACAUGGGAGGACGGAUUUUACAAACUUAUGCUUACCCGUUUCAGGAAAAUUACCUUGAUGAUGUCUUGGCUACUCUGAAAGAAGCCCGUCAGACACAACGCACUUUGAAAGUUACCGGAUAUGACCCUUCCCUUUCUAUGGAUGAUGUCGAGAGCAAGCUGUGUAAACAUUUCGCACCAGCUAGUUGUUUUGCGUACAGGACAUGUGGUGGUCUCCAAAGCAAAGCUUUCGUUUAUCUCGUUGGAGAAGACGAUGUAGAGAAGGCGCUGGAACUCAGUGGACGUUGUGUGGGAGGAUUGAACAUUGUAGUUACCCAGGUUCUGCCCAAAAAACCGAUCAAGUGUGGCUACACUCGUCCACUUAAUUGACUAAUGAGCAGAAAGCUGAUCGAAAGCGCUAUAUAUCUUUUAUGAGGAAUAUCAGAAGGAGCAGAAGAAUAAGACUAAACCUCUCUCUUCUUGGGAGAAGACAUAUAUGCUCUUUUGUUGUAUUAACUUGUGUUGCAAUGCAACAUUUUUCUUUUCUUUUGUCUGGAUUUUUUACUAAAAUUUUAUCCAAGUUCAUGCUCUGCAAAAAAAAAAACUGGUUAUAGAAAGGUACUAAACUGUCAAACCAAGUUCAAGUUCUGCUCUUUGAUCAUUUAGAAAAGUUCUGUAA